GCAAGAGACGCAACAGGAGCUGGUUAACCUGUCGCGUAAGCUGCUGCUAUUCCUGGACAAAUGACGAUUUUACGACUUCUUAUGAAGAACUUGCGUUAUUAACAACAGGAACAAUUUAUAUUUUACUUCAAAAUGUCAGGACAAACACUCCGGUGUCAACAUUUACCGCUAGAAACUGUAGCUAGUUAGCCUAACUAAUAAGUGCUCUACUGAUUAGCUAAUGAUUUCAGCAGCUACAUAAAUCUUUCUUUGGUUGUGUUACAAAUUAACUGUGUUUUUUGUUUGUUUUGUUUUGUUUUUUACGAAAACCACUUAAAGCGUUCGGGGAAAAUGGCAAAUAAUGUGUUGGACGUCGGUACGGGUGUUAUUGUCAUCGCCGUUGUGUGGAUUGCGGCGCUCCUAUUUGGGAUGAUGUUGCUUAGAACAUCCGCUAAGUUAACGGUUAUCCCAGUGUUCCUCUUGGCCCUCAUCAUCACUCUUACACUGGUGUUCUUCCCUCGCAGCCCAGAGACCCCCCCUCCUUUCAAGGAGAUAGAGAUAGUGGACACUUUGUUCAUCGGUCGCUACGUGCUGCUGGCGAUAGUGAGCGUAACCUUCCUGGUCGCGCUCUUCAUGCUGAUCCCCUUUCAUUUCCUGGAGCCCAUCUAUGCCAAGGACCUAAAAACACACUGAGGUGCCAGGGUCAGAGUUGGCACCGGUAUCACACAGAUGAUGCACACAACUUAAGACAAGCAGGAAAACCAAGCGGCCCCCCACCCCUUCAUGUGGAAGUGGACUACAGAAUGGAUCGCACACAAAAACAGCAGGGGAGCCAAUGUGUUGUUUAUGGCCAACUGUUUGUUAGUUGUUCAUUUGUUUAUGCACAACUAACACACAGACGACAGAUCCAACAGCACUGAUUUUGUUUACUGAUAUUUGAUGUGAUUUGUCACAUAAGGCGAAUGCAUUUUUACAUUUUUACAGAAAAUCCUGCUCAACCCUGGAGGACAGUCUUCACCUUUUUGUAAUAAAAUAAAUAGUUACACUGCUGUAUUGAUUUUUUUUCUUGUGGUAAAGGUUAGUAACAAAUACAUGAUACUCAAUUAACUUGGAGUGACCUACUGCACUAAAAGUGGAGGCUGAUCAUUAAAAUUCUGGAUGUGCAGUAUGUACUUUUCCAUUUACAACUGUCUGCAGUAGUUGUAGCUCCUUAGCUCCACUAAUCUCUUUUUUUUUUGGACUGAGUUACAACAUUUGCAGGGGGAAAAAAAAAAAAAAAAAUCCAUCUUCUUAUUUUAAAUGGCCAAUGUCAACUCUUCACAUUUCAAACACAUCCUCUCAUCUCAUUGAGCUGAGCAGGUGAUAUUCAUGUCACUGAUAAUGUUCUCAAGUCUCAUGUUUGUCAUUAUAAUUUAGAUUUUAGGACAGUUUUUCAUACACAGUACAGUAGUACUUAUUCAAGCAAGUCAGAUAGCAAGAAAAUAACUGCAAAGUGUGGGACCUGCACAGUAAGACAAUUAUUUCCUGCAUAUUCCAAGAGAAAAGUCUGGAUCUCCAUCAUUUACAGUCAUGGCCAAAUGUUUUGGCAGUGAUACAAAUUAAUAAUUUACUUAAAUAUGGUUUAUUUGCCAGUAAACAUCUUUGGAACUAGAAAU
Messenger RNA from Sphaeramia orbicularis (orbiculate cardinalfish), 1634 nucleotides. RefSeq names its product transmembrane protein 218 (gene tmem218). The transcript has 3 exons. The coding region runs from base 331 to 672 and encodes 113 amino acids. NCBI's taxonomy places the organism in Eukaryota, Metazoa, Chordata, Actinopteri, Kurtiformes, Apogonidae. The record is from RefSeq and is a predicted model, not a curated record.